This is a messenger RNA of Physella acuta, 1026 nucleotides long. RefSeq lists its product as uncharacterized. Gene Ontology annotation, molecular function: G protein-coupled peptide receptor activity. Gene Ontology annotation, cellular component: membrane. The record is from RefSeq and is a predicted model, not a curated record. Lineage: Eukaryota; Metazoa; Mollusca; Gastropoda; Physidae.
AUGGACUUCCCAACGACAGCCCAGCCCAACACGACAUGGGACGACACCGCUUACACGUCCGGGUACCUGUUCUGCCAGACGUCCGGAAUGCUCAUGUCCAUCCUCGGCGUCGUCUCCAACCUGAUCAACGUUUCCGUCUUCAUCAAGCAGGGCCUGCACGAGCGGGUCAACUUCGCUCUCUUCUGUCUGUCCGUCAGCGAGUUCUUCGCCUCCCUCAACGCCUUCGCCGUGACGCUGACUAUCUUCUUCAGCAUGUACCCGCCCAGCGCGACCGUCGACUGGGUGGCCAUCGUCAUGUUCUUCUUCUGGUUCCGUGGUCUAUUCGCCGACACCUCUUCUUGUCUGACGCUCUUCAUCUCUAUAGAGAGAUGCUACUGCGUCAUGCAACCUUUUAAAUUCAAUACUACUUUCACUUUCAAAACAACAAAGAUGGUCGUGUUGUUUAUUUUAGUUUUCGUCAUCGCAAGUUAUCUCCCCUUGAUGUCUUCAAUGAGAUAUACAUACUACACAAAUCCUGAGUUAAAUAUAACAAUUUUAACAGCCGAAUAUUUACAGUUGUAUUACUGGAUGGUCACCUACAAUGACUACGUGUUAGGGAUCUUACUGGCCAUCGUGUGUCAGGUGUGUAUUUUCGUGUGUGCUGUGCUCAUGUACCGGGGACUGCGCAAGUCCACUGAGAUCAGGGACCACACGCGGGAGUUUCAAGUCUCAGAAAGCCAAACCGGCAAACUGGCCAGGGACAAGUUGCCGGGUUUGUCCAAAAAAGAAAAACGUGUUGUGAAACUGGUGUUGAUGUUAGCCAUUCUGUACCUGCCCACAGGUAUCCCGCAGAUCAUUUACGCUAUCUUUAGGGGCUACAUCCCGGAGAAGUAUUACUUCCUGUGCGCAUGCGUCGUGUUGUUUUUCGUCACAGCCAACGGUUCAUUCGCGAUAUUCAUUUAUUAUAAUUUCAGCUCGGUGUACCACAGCACUUUGUUAUGUCAAAACAAAAGUGGGAAAAAUUUGAAGAGAAAAAAUUCUCAUUGA